Carassius carassius (crucian carp) is the source of this 797-nucleotide messenger RNA. It is a transcript of the gene glod5, whose product is annotated as glyoxalase domain containing 5. The transcript has 4 exons. The record is from RefSeq and is a predicted model, not a curated record. The coding region runs from base 271 to 759 and encodes 162 amino acids. NCBI's taxonomy places the organism in Eukaryota, Metazoa, Chordata, Actinopteri, Cypriniformes, Cyprinidae.
CCGAUAAACUUUGACAGACUGUGAAUUAAAAAUACAAUGAUUUUAAACAAGAUAAUUGUCAUUUAGACAAUCAUAUUUGACUAACUAGCCAUCUUCCGGAGCGCUUAGCGCCGCCCAUGCUUUAAUAGUUUUCUCUGUUUCUGUGAUACAUGAGGCUCUUGAUGGCGGCUGUAAUAGAGUGAUUACGGCAGGUGACUAGCGCUUAUCAGUCUCCAGUUAGACGUGUUUCUGUGAUUGUGUGGGCUCAGACAGGUCAACACAGGUGAUAACAUGGCUCUACGCGUAUGCAGCACUUUUCUCCGUUCUUACUCGACUCACGGCAAGUCAGUUCUGGGUGGACUCUCAUCAUCCAUCCGGUUGAAAAGUUCCUGUCCCGUUGACAUCAGUCAUCUGGACCACCUGGUGCUCACGGUUCGGGACCUGAACAGAACCACACACUUCUACUCCAAGGUUUUGGGGAUGGAGGUCGUCACUUUUAAGGGCGACCGGAAAGCUCUGAGUUUCGGAGAGCAAAAACUGAACCUGCAUGAGGCUGGGAAGGAGUUUGAGCCCAAAGCCAAAACCCCGACUCCGGGAUCUGCUGACUUGUGCCUGAUUACCAAAACCCCUCUGACCACCGUGGCUGCCCACCUCGAGGCGUGUGGCGUGACCAUCGAGGAGGGUCCCGUGGACAGGACGGGUGCUGUGGGUCCCAUCCGCUCACUCUAUUUCCGUGACCCUGACCACAACUUGAUUGAAGUCUCCAAUUACCAGCAGUAGACGGCAGGGGCGCUGUAUCACCGCCUAAAGAUGAAGAU